AAAUAAGCAGCCGGACUGAGAAGUGUCUGGAUGCUUAAAACUGGUGAAUUUACUUACCCAGAUUGGCAAAAGCAAGUUUCCUGACAUGAAGAUUGUAGCAGCUAUUCUGCUACUUUGUGGCUUAUCCUUAGCUCAAGAUUGUGGGCCUGGAUGGACUUUACGACCGGGGACAACACUAUGCUAUCGUCUCGAAAAGGUCGGGAAAACGUACCCCAAUGCCAGAGACGCAUGCGUUGGGUUUGGUGGACAACUAACCUCCGUCACUGAUUUAGUCGAGAAAGCCUACAUAUCAGAAAUGUCAAAGACCAUAAACGUGGAUAUUUGGAUCGGGUUGACGGACGAACUUGGUCAAGGUAUCUGGAGAUGGCAAGAUGGCUCUUGCAUGUCUUUUGUAGACUGGAUCACAGGUGAACCAAAUUACGGAAAUGGCGGGCGAGAGUGUGUUCGUCUGCGAACGUUCACCAGAUAUGAUAAUAAGUGGGAUGACGUCAGAUGUACUAAUAUCUUCGCGUAUAUCUGCAGAAAAGAUCUAGCUCCUCCGUCUCAACCAAACACGGAAUGUGACGAUGCAUGUAAAGCUACGGCUAACUGUAUAGGAUACGCCUUUAAAGACAAUGCGUGCACGCUUCACGUGAAGACGGUGACUGGGACUACGAAUGGUGUACAGACGACAAUAGUGAAAUGUGUUAAUCCGUCGGCUGGUCCAACUGAGGCGCCCCCUACCGGUCCAACUGAUCCCCCACCUUCUUAUCCAACUGACCCCCCAGCUACGGGUCCUAAUGACCCGACAACUACUUGUCUAACGGACCCCCCAGCUACAAACGCCACGGAUCCACCAACCGCUGAACCAGCUACACCAGCGCCAAACACCCCUCCUAACCCCCCAGCAACUGUGCCCCCUCCCUUUCCACCUGCACCAGCGACCACCACCAGAGCACCAGCAACUAGAGCCCCAGCUACGCCCGCUCCAAAUCCCCAAAGACCACGCAGGAGACGUAGAAACAGAUGGCCGAGUUACGGGCGAAGAUUCCCGAACCGACGUUGGUGGCCCGGAUAUCUAAACCCAAGUGACGACUGGUACGACGACCAAGGGUAUGACAUUCUAUCUGAUAAUCGCCUUCUGUCGUGGGCUCGCAAACGCUUGCGUGAGCUUCAAGCAAGCAUGAGGGACCGAUUCGACGACUUUGACCAAUAUGGCCGGUCAGGUUGUAAAGCGCCCGGCAAAACCAACUUCGUCGUCGUGAAUAACUGAGGCCUUACGUCUCUAGACGGUCAUCACUAUUAAGUCAAAGAUAUUUUAAAGAACAAAUUUUAACUGAUGAAGAAAUAUAUACCAAUAAAUCAAUUAAAUUACUUUGAUUUUAUUUCAUGCAACUUUUAGAAAAGAAAGUCAAAAAUUUUAUUUAUGUUAAUUGAUAAUCCAGAUUGAUAUAUUUUUAAGAAUUGAAAACGUUUUGAACUUCUAACUAUA
Physella acuta is the source of this 1471-nucleotide messenger RNA. Its product is annotated as brevican core protein-like. NCBI's taxonomy places the organism in Eukaryota, Metazoa, Mollusca, Gastropoda, Physidae. The record is from RefSeq and is a predicted model, not a curated record.